AUGGCGGUCGUCGCCCACGUGGGGGCCAUCAACCAAGCUGUCAUAGCCGUAAGGUCACCCGACUGGCUCCAGCAGCCUUCUGGAGUGGACGAAGCCCCCGUCCACCAGCUGGACGUGCAGCUGUCCUGGGACCCCGAGCCCCAGCCCGACCCUGGUUCCAAGCUGAUCGCCGCAGUUCCUGUGGGCAGGAAAUCCAGGACUCAGGGCCACACUACUCGGGACCUGAACAUGCUUUGGGUGAUCCCCAUGGGCUGGGGGGCCACCUGCUACAGGGACCCACACCUGCCACUUAUCCCCUCUUGUCUCUGCCCAGUUCUUGGGGCAGCUCUCCCGCAUGGCCCAGAGAAUGCUGGGAGGGCCUCUCUGUUCCUGAGGUCCAUAUGCUGGGACCCUGAGGAUUUCAAGGACACGUGGAAAAAGCAGAAUGCCUUGCCCUGGCAAUCCCACAAAGUUGGCCGUCCCACACGGAAUGGAGAUGGAGGUGCUGUCACAUGGGGACCCCGUGCUGGCACAGCUGUCAGCAGCACCCCAAGGCAUGCGUUCACCUGCAGCUGGGGCACCAUCAAGGUGUGGAGCCCAGUGUGCCAGGUGGUGGAGGACAGGUUUCCGGAGAGGUGCCUGCCCGUACAGACCUGGGGGGAGUACCUUCACUCCAGCCUGCUGUCCUCAGACAGCAGGACCCCCCUGUCAGGCAGCCAUGGCCUGGCUGGCGUGAGCGUGUGGGGCCUGGCAGUGCCUUCCCUGCAUGUGAAAGAUGAGCUCCUCUGCUAGGGUCUCAGCUGCCAAGCCCUGGCCUCCAGCCCUGAGGACCAUCCGGCCUUUGCCUACUUCACCGACCGCACCUUCAGGAUCCGGGACCUGCAGGACCGGAGCGUGGUCAGGACCUGCCAGGCCACCUGA
Molecule: messenger RNA, 900 nt
Organism: Manis javanica (Malayan pangolin)
Lineage: Eukaryota; Metazoa; Chordata; Mammalia; Pholidota; Manidae
Source: RefSeq, a predicted model, not a curated record